Messenger RNA from Botrytis cinerea B05.10, 974 nucleotides. RefSeq lists its product as hypothetical. Lineage: Eukaryota; Fungi; Ascomycota; Leotiomycetes; Helotiales; Sclerotiniaceae. The record is from RefSeq and is a predicted model, not a curated record. The transcript has 3 exons. The coding region runs from base 153 to 887 and encodes 244 amino acids.
GAAAUAUUACACAGCUGCCAGAUUUUAGGGUCUGAUUUGACAUUGGAUCAGCCAUUCGGCUACAAACUGAAUAAUGAUUGAUUGAUAAUUCGUUCCAAAAACCUUUUUCUUGAAGCCACUUUUUUCUCUCGACGUACCCGUGAUCAGAAGCAAUGAUGAUGUUGCUCGCACGAUUAACGGCGCCGAGGGGGCUGGCUAGCCAGAGAUCCCUAUCAUGUCUUCGAAUAGGUAGUUUCAGAUACGCUAGUCAAAUUGUGAAAAAUAAAACACCGCGAACAGCAACCCCACGACCUGUACCAACACCACAAUAUGCAAGCAAAAGGCCCGCAUACCCCGAACGUCUGCUUAUCUAUCAUUCUGGGACUGGAAGAACAGUGUUCCUUGGCUGCUUGAAAGUUACAACUAUCUUCAUUUUUGUAUUUUUUACUCUAGUUGUAGCGCCAGCACAUUACUAUGCGGAGGAUGAACCUGAAUGGGUGGCACCUGCUGUUCUACUAUCUGGAGCUGUUCCAGUAGUGUUCGUGGCAUACAUUACAUCACCAUUUGUCAAUUACAUCCAUCUCAAAUUGCCCAAUUUUGCUCGCAACUCACGAGAUCUAUUGAUGAGAUACUCAAAGAACCCACCAAAAGAUGCACAGAUCGAUAUCACUACGAUGAACUUUGUAGGAAAACCAAGAGUGACUAGACUCGACAUUUCCGAAUUGCAAGCUGUAAAGCAAAGAUUUGGAGUUGUGAAUUUUUCUCGAGAUACGAAAAAGAUUAACGCCACGAGAAAAUGGUGGAUGCCAAAGGCUGUACGAGUAUUUGGGGUUCAUGGUGGAGCAGGAAGAGUCAGGGAAGGGGAAGCCUGGGAAAACAUUGCCAAGAAAAUACGAAAGGUCUCUUGAUAUUAGUAAAAUCCUCAAACACCCCCAACGGGAAAGCAUUUGCAAGUGUAAAGAGAUGUUGUAAAAAUUCAACGCUAUUCUGCUCCA